Molecule: messenger RNA, 1737 nt
Organism: Morus notabilis
Lineage: Eukaryota; Viridiplantae; Streptophyta; Magnoliopsida; Rosales; Moraceae
Product: histone-lysine N-methyltransferase, H3 lysine-9 specific SUVH4
Exons: 12
Coding region: 1-1482 (493 amino acids)
Cellular component (GO): nucleus
Molecular function (GO): protein binding; zinc ion binding; histone methyltransferase activity
Source: RefSeq, a predicted model, not a curated record
AUGUUGAAGGAUGGGAAAGUUCUAUACCCUGAAAAAUGUUUUGGUCAUCUACCGGGUAUUAAUGUGGGGGAUCAAUUUUUUUCUCGGACCGAGAUGGUGGCUGUAGGAAUUCAUGGGCACUGGUUAGCUGGCAUUUGUUUUAUAGGAGAAAGUGAAGGCAAGAAGAAGUAUAAAGACUCUGGCUAUGUCUUUCCCGUUGGGGUAGCAAUUGUGUUGUCUGGCCAAUAUGAAGAUGACGUUGAUAACUCCGACGAAAUUGUAUACACAGGUCAAGGUGGACAUGACUUACUUGGCAAUAAACGUCAAAUUAAAGACCAAGUAAUGAAACGUGGUAAUUUGGCUCUUAAGAAUAACAUGAUUCAAUCUUUACCCAUCAGAGUAAUUCGCGGAAAUGAUUGUCCGAAUAGUAUUACUAAAAGGCUUUACACAUAUGAUGGUUUAUACAAGGUUGAUGAAUACUGGGCUGAGAGAGGAGUUUCUGGAUUUACCGUUUUUAAGUACCGCUUAAAGCGACUUCCAGGACAACCUGAAUUAGUCACAAAUCAGGUUCAAUUUGUUCGCGGGAAAGGCAGCCAAGCUCAGUCUGAAAUACAUGGAUUGAUCUGCAAGGAUAUUAGUUAUGGUCGAGAAACUUUACCUGUCCCUGCUACCAAUAUAGUUGAUGAUUCACCUGAAACGCCAGAAGGCUUCACGUAUAUAAACUCUAUUGAAGUUGCAAGUAAUGUUAAAAUCCCGCCUAGUGCUCGUGGAUGCAAUUGCAAAGACGAGUGCACUGAUCCGAGAACCUGUGCUUGUGCUAAACGCAAUCCAUCCGACUUUCCAUACGUGGCUCAAGAUGGUGGCAGACUAGUGGAGGCCAUGGAUGUUGUAUUUGAAUGUGGCCCAAACUGUGGCUGUGGACCUAAAUGCGUAAAUCGUACGUCUCAGAAGGGACUAAAAUACCGUCUUGAGGUUUAUAGGACUCCAGAUAAAGGUUGGGCUGUUAGAUCUUGGGACUAUAUUCCUUCUGGUGCGCCAGUAUGUGAAUACAUCGGAGUUGUUAGGAGGACUGAUGAAGUGGACAGUGAUGCUGGCAAUCCUUACAUAUUCGAGAUUGAUUGCUUGCAAACCAUUAAUGAGAUAGGAGGACGAGAGAGGAGAUGGAGGGAUGUAUCUCUUCCAAGUAGUAGUGGUAUUAAAAGAGGAGGGAAGACAUCCGAAAAUGUACCCGAGUAUUGCAUCGAUGCAGGUUCGAGGGGCAACGUUGCCAGAUUCAUUAAUCACAGUUGUGAGCCCAACUUGUUUGUUCAGUGCGUUCUGAGCUCUCACCAUGACAUUAGACUUGCGCGAGUUGUGUUGUUUGCUGCAGAUAACAUAGUUCCUUUACAGGAGCUCACAUAUGACUAUGGUUUUGAACUUGAUAGCGUGGUUGGUCCAGAUGGUAAGAUUAAAAAGUUACCUUGCCACUGUGGUGCACCUGGCUGUCGAAAGUGGCUGCACUAGUACUAGAAGAAAUACCCAAGUUUCUGCUUUAUUAUUAUUUCUUUCUCUCUUUUUUUUUUUUGGCUCAUUUUUGCCUCCCACUCCCACAUUGUCAUUGAAGAAACUUUAAAAAUUCUUGGCCGUUCUUUUUGUGGUGAUGAAAUGGGAAUCAGCUAUACGCGCAUGCAAAUCAUGUAAAUUUUUAUUUUCGAUUAUUAUUUGUAUUAUUAUACAUAUCAUAUUUAUAUGUUAUGUGCUUGGGAGGCCUAUGUUUAC